Messenger RNA from Trypanosoma grayi, 402 nucleotides. RefSeq lists its product as hypothetical. Bases 1 to 402 code for a protein of 133 amino acids. The transcript has a single exon. The record is from RefSeq and is a predicted model, not a curated record. Lineage: Eukaryota; Euglenozoa; Kinetoplastea; Trypanosomatida; Trypanosomatidae.
AUGCAGCAGCCCCCGUGGAUGCCUAUCCCAAUAAUUAUCAUCAGCAUUGUGGCGGCGUUGCUGCUGCUGUACUUUGUGGUGGGGAGUAUCGUGCGGUACCACAAGGGCAUGCGGCACUUCCCAGAGGUGCUGCCGAAUUACCGCUGCUGGUGCGGUCUGGCGCGCGGUGUUCUAGUGGUGCUGACGUGCGGCCGCUACUCGUCGCAUGGCGUCCAGCACGGAGGCGCGUACAGCAGCAGCGGCGGACGCCGCGUGUUCUCUUCCACGCUGCCCAGCCGGCCGCGUCAGGCCCGCGACGUCACGUUCGAGGCGCUGCAGAGCGACUGGGACGAGGAGUUCACUGGGGAGGUGGAAGCGGCCAUGCAACCGUCAGCCGCAGUGACGGUGCGCCGGCCCACGUGA